AUGACCAUCGACUCAGAUCCAAAGGGAGAAUGCCACCAGGUCCCUCCGUGGAACAACAUCGUCACCCAAAAGCGCACCACCCAGCUAAACCUCAUUCCCGAAACCUGGCGUCUCCCAGCCGAGGUCCUAGCAAACCCACCAGCAUCAAGUAUAGAAAUUAUCCGAGCUAGCGGUAUACUCUCCACCGAGGAACUAGCGUGGACCGAAACAACAGAUAUCUGCAACCUAGUCUCACUCAUCAAAACCAGAAGUAUAACGAGCGAACAGCUCACAACAGCUUUCUGCAAGCGGGCUGCAAUUUCUCAGCAGGUGAAUAAAUGUCUGACGGAGAUUUUCUUUAAGAGGGCGCUUCAGAGAGCGAGGGAUCUUGAUGAGAUUCUGAGGCGGACUGGUGAUGUUGUUGGGCCUUUGCAUGGUGUUCCUGUUUCUGUCAAGGAUCGGUUUGAUGUUGAGGGUGUUGAUACGACUGUUGGAUGGGUUGGUCUUACGAACAAGCCAGCUCAAUCUAAUAGUUCAGUGGUGCAACUGCUUGAAUCUAUGGGUGCGGUGCUAUAUGUCAAGACUAAUGUGCCGCAGUCUCUCAUGAUGUCAGACUCAUACAACCACGUCUUCGGCCAAUCCGUCAACGCAUUCAACCACGCCCUAAUUUCCGGCGGAAGUUCCGGCGGCGAAGGCGCCCUCGUUGGCAGUAGAGGCAGCAUCUUAGGAGUCGGCACAGACAUCGGUGGCUCAAUCCGAGUACCAUCUGCCUUGCAGGGUCUAUACUCCAUCUGCCCGACGACGGGUCGAGUGCCGUGGGAUUGUUCCUUCUUACACCAACACUAUCUCAUCCCACCCGUAGCCGGGCCGAUGGCUACAUCCCUCGCUACAACGGAGUAUUUCAUGGAAAGUCUCCUCAAGUCUGAUCCAUGGAAUAUCGACCCAGGUGCCAUUCCCAUUCCGUGGAGAAAGGAACUAGCAGCUCCUCCGACAAAUCGUAAACUGAGACUCGGUGUCGUAUUCGAUGAUGGCGUUGUUAAGCCGCAGCCGCCUGUGGCGAGGGCGAUGCGUGAGACGGUGGAUGCUUUAAGGGCUGCAGGUCAUGAAGUAAUCGAAUGGGACACAACCCUCCACGUCCCCGCUACCAAUCUAUGGACGAAAGGGAUUCUCGCCGACGGCGGGCAACACUGCCAUAGUCUCUGUCAGAUAGUAGACGAGCCUUUAAUUGAAGGGAUGGUAGUCGGAACGGAGAAAGAUCUACUAUCAAUCCAAGAGCGAGAGAAGCUCGAAGAAACUAAAUAUGCCCUCCAAACAACGUUCCUCAAGCAAUGGGUUAAUUCGGGCAUCGACGCCCUACUCAUGCCCGUCCUCCCCUGGGUAGGCUACAAGCCUAAAACGUGGGUGCGUAGUAAACAGUGGCUGGGAUAUACGGCGAUGUGGAAUUUGUUGGAUUAUGCUGGUGUCACUGUUCCUGUUACUAGGGCUGAUCGGGGUCUUGAUUCUGUCGGGGGUGGGUUGAAUGCUGAGUGGGAGGGACAUUCUAUUCGGAAUGAGUCGGAUGCGUUUAAUUAUUUGCAGUAUGAUAUUGACCUCGUGCAUGGAAUGCCUAUCUGUGUACAGAUUGUUGGUGGUCGCUUCGGAGAGGAGAAGGCUGUUGCAGUUGGAAAGGUGGUGGAUGAGUUGAUGAAUCCUACCCCUUUCCAUUCGUAG
Messenger RNA from Penicillium canescens, 1689 nucleotides. RefSeq lists its product as uncharacterized. NCBI's taxonomy places the organism in Eukaryota, Fungi, Ascomycota, Eurotiomycetes, Eurotiales, Aspergillaceae. The record is from RefSeq and is a predicted model, not a curated record. The transcript is spliced from 7 exons. Bases 1 to 1689 code for a protein of 562 amino acids.